AUGUCAAAACUGUCACCUUUAUUUUUAUUAAAUUUGAAAAUGGCGGACGAUGCAUCGAGUAGUAGUGCGUGUACCGGUAAUUUAAUUGAAAAUUCAGUAAAUCAAGAUGAAUUAAUAAUGAAACAACAACGGGAAAUAGAAAAAGAGAUAUCCGAGAGUAUACCGCUCGUCGGCGAUCUCGAGGAGCUGUCCUCACUAGAAAAAGAAUAUAACGAGGAUCCCGUCUAUAUGCUGAAAGUUAAAGAUCUCGCGUCCAAAUAUAAAUCUAUUAGAAGAACACGUCCGGACGGCAAUUGCUUUUUUCGGGCUUUUUCUUAUGGGUAUUUAGAGCACCUACUCACUGAUAAAAAGGAAUACGAUAAAUUUUAUGAAAUAGCUAAGAAUUCAAAAGAAAUACUGGUCGCUUUAGGAUUCCCCCAGUUCACUGUAGAGGAUUUUUAUGAAACGUUUAUGGAAGUUGUACAAAGAGUGGGUGAGCAGGCCGGUGGAGCCCCAGACGAGCUCAGUUCCAUCAGAGAGGAACUUCAUGACAAAUUUAACAAGCAGGGCUACUCAGACUACAUAGUUGUUUAUUUGCGCCUCAUUACCUCAGGACAGCUGCAAACCCAGCAUGAUUUCUAUCAGAAUUUCAUAGAAGGUCCUCGUACAGUUACAGAGUUUUGUCGACAGGAAGUGGAGCCGAUGUACAAAGAGUCUGAUCACAUUCACAUCAUUGCCUUGAGUAACGCAUUAAAUGUUGGAGUUCGAGUCAAGUAUAUGGACCGGGGGGAAGGCAGUCAGGUGAUAGCUCAUGACUUCCCCGAGGGCUCGUCUCCGCUGGUCCACUUGCUGUACCGGCCCGGACACUACGACAUCCUCUACGCGUGA
Messenger RNA from Danaus chrysippus (African queen), 867 nucleotides. The record is from the annotation of a GenBank genome assembly. NCBI's taxonomy places the organism in Eukaryota, Metazoa, Arthropoda, Insecta, Lepidoptera, Nymphalidae.